AUGACAACAAUUUGUAUUGUAUAUCAGAUUCCAGCUGCUUUCACAAACGGAGGAGCGACUAUGGAUAUUUUUUUGAUUGUUGUCAUGGUAGCUAGUUCCUCCGUUUUUUUCUUCUUUCUUUGCAAACAUGCUUUCUCAGCUAAAGUACAUAGUAAAAGUAGGAGAGUACCUGGAGCUGGCGGAGCAUGGCCUAUUAUCGGCCAUCUCCACCUUUUGAGUGGAUCCGAAACAGAUCAAUUACCUCACAAAAUCAUGGGGCGCAUGGCAGAUAAGUACGGGCCAAUUUUCGGAAUGAAGCUUGGAGUUCAUCAGGUUGUAGUUGUGAGCGAUCCCAAAUUAGCCAAAGAGUGUUUCACAACGAACGAUUUAGCCCUAGCAGGUCGCCCUAAAUCAAUGGCUUCAGAGAUUAUAGGUUACAAACACGCUAUGUUUGCACUUUCUGCUUACGGUCCUUACUGGAGAGAAACAAGGAAGAUUGCCACAAUUGAACUUUUCUCCGCUCGACGAAUCGAGAUGCUCAAACACAUCAGAGAAUUUGAGGUAAAACCAUCUGUUAAAGAGAUGUAUAAUAAUUGGGGGAAGAAAAAUUUAAAUGGUUUUGUGAAGAUGGAGAUGAAGGAAUGGAUUGGGGAUUUAGUUAUGAACACUAUGGGGAAAAUAUUAUUUGGAAAAGGGCGAAGGAUUAAUGAGGACGAAGGAAUUAAUAAGGCUCACAAAGCAAUUCGAAGAUUUUUCGAAUUGUUAGGAGCUUUUGUUGUGGCUGAUUUUUUACCUUAUUUAAGAUGGCUCGAUAUAGGAGGCCAUGAGAAAGCGAUGAAGGAGGUUUCUAAAGAAAUGGACUCUGUUGUUGAAGAAUGGUUAACAGAGCACAAAAGGAAGAGAGGAAUUAUUAAAUCUGGUGAAGAAGAAGAUUUCAUGGAUGUAAUGCUUUCCAUUUGUGAAGACAGAGAUCUGCCUGGAUUUGAUGCCGAUACUGCUAUAAAAGCUAAUUGCAUGGGUCUACUAUCGGCAGGUACAGACACCACCAUCGUAACUUUAACAUGGGCUUUAAGUUUACUCUUGAACAACUACGAAGCACUAAAAAAGGCUCAAGAUGAGCUAGACGCUCAUGUUGGCAAGAAUAGAUGGGUCCAAGAAUCGGAUAUCAAGAACUUGGUUUAUCUUCAAGCUAUUGUCAAAGAAGUAUUACGUUUAUAUCCAGCUGGACCGCUCUCUGUACCACACGAGUCAAUGGAGGAUUGUGUUAUUGGGGGAUACGAUAUACCAAAAGGGACUCGCUUAUUAGUGAACUUAUGGAAGAUUCAGCACGAUCCUAAUAUAUGGGCAAAUCCUCACGAGUUUAAACCAGAGAGGUUCCUGACGACCCACAAUGAUGUGGAUGUAAAGGGCAAUCACUUUGAGUUGAUACCAUUUGGUAGUGGAAGAAGAAUGUGCCCUGGAAUAUCUUUGGCCCUUCAAGUGGUGCCCUUUGUAAUAGCAGUGUUGCUGCAGGGGUUUGACAUGAAGAGGCCUUCAGAUGAAGCAAUUGAUAUGAGUGAGAGCUCUGGAUUGACAGUGCUCAAAGCUUCUCCACUCCAAGUUCUCCUUGCUCCGCGCUUAGCUUCCGUUCUUUAUGAAUAAAAUGAUGAAAAAAAUUUGUGCCUCAUGAGUCAUGCCACUGUUGUACACUACAUAUUGUAGUGCAAAUAAUAACAGAACUUCAUAAUUCCUACAUUUGAAAUGUGAUUCUAAAAGUAUUUUUGGAGCCCUUAUUCAAUUUAUAGCUGUGA
Molecule: messenger RNA, 1769 nt
Organism: Solanum pennellii
Lineage: Eukaryota; Viridiplantae; Streptophyta; Magnoliopsida; Solanales; Solanaceae
Product: cytochrome P450 CYP82D47-like
Exons: 2
Coding region: 1-1620 (539 amino acids)
Biological process (GO): defense response to other organism
Molecular function (GO): heme binding; monooxygenase activity; iron ion binding
Source: RefSeq, a predicted model, not a curated record